AUGUCCAACGAAGAGUGGGAGGAAGUCUCUCAAGACAUCCCCUCACUCUCCGACCCUUUCCUUCAGCAAUAUCUCACAGGCCGAGCAAACCUCGUGAGCCAAGAGAAGAAGUCUCGCGCUGAUGCCUCUUUCAGAGCUUCUCUCUCGCCUAUUGCGAAGCGCGCAAGUGACAUUGUCGACCGCAUUCGCGACCAGGAAAACGACUCCACCUGGACCCCUCAAGUGGAGGAGGACCUCGCACAGGCCGGAAACGAGUGUAUCUUUCCCGGAAUGAUGUUCAUGCUCGCCAAAGAUCGUAUGGAGAAGACAAACCUCUGGAAUAUCGUCCGCCGCAUGCCAAAGGGUGCUUUACUCCAUGCUCAUAUGGAUGCUAUGGUCAACUUUGACUUUCUCUUUGACGAGCUCCUCAAGUUGCCCGGCAUGCACAUGUGCAGUAACCAACCACUCAACUCCGAGGAAGCCCUUGAAGAUGCAGUUCCCGAUUUCCGAUACAGGGCCAAGGCCGACAGUGAUGGAUCCAUUUGGGAUGAGAGCUACAAGCCAGAUACUUUCGUGCCAUUGCCAAAGGCGGCCGAUAACUUUCCCAAUGGUGGAAGAACUGGGUUCCUCAAGUGGCUCAAGGCCCGUUGCACUCUCUCCGUCACAGACAGUCACGAGCAACACCACGGAGUUGAUGCCAUCUGGGUCAAGUUUGGAAAGUGUUUCCUCGUGUGUGCCUCCAUCAUCCACUACGAGCCAAUGUUCCGACUCUUUCUCCGCGAGCUCAUGAAGAAUCUCAAAGAUGAUGGUGUCAACUGGGCCGAACUUCGAUUCACUUGGCCACUUAACUAUUGCCGUGAUCAGCAAGAAGAGCCCGAGAAGGACUACAUACACAUGUUCGAGGUCCUGCAGGACGAGAUCGACAAGUUCAAGAAGUCGCCCGAAGGAGAGGGCUUCUGGGGACUCACCACCAUCUGGACCUGUCUACGAAGCUGGCCUACUCGCCUGAUUAUUGAGAACAUGGACUGCUGCAUCGCCACCAAGUUGGCUUUCCCUGAUCUUAUCGCCGGUUACGACCUUGUCGGUCCUGAGGAUCUCGGCCGACCCCUGUCUGACCUUCUUCCUGAGCUGUUCUGGUUCCGCAAGCAGUGCGCUACUGAAGGCGUCAAUCUCCCCUUCUUUUUCCAUGCUGGAGAGACACUUGGUGAUGGUACAGACACCGAUGGUAACAUGUUUGACGCAAUCCUGCUUGGCACUCGACGUAUCGGUCAUGGCUUCAGUCUCUACAAGCACCCCCUUCUUAUCGACAUGGUCAAAGAAAAGCGCAUCCUCAUCGAGUCAUGCCCCAUCUCCAACGAAGUCCUCCGGCUCUGCGGCUCCGUAACCGCCCACCCUCUACCAGCCCUCUUGGCGCGUGGUGUUGCAUGCAGUCUGUGUAACGAUGAUCCCGCUAUGCUCGGGCAAGACACAGCUGGCAUGUCGCACGACUUCUUCCAAGCCGUCCAGGGAUGGAAGAACCUUGGCCUAGCUGGUCUCGGCAGUCUCGCGGAGAACAGUGUCAGAUGGUCUGCUUUUGAGGACCAGAACCAGACCGACUGGAUCAACGGCAUCAAGCAAGCCAGUCUUGGCAACACUAUCAAGGCCAAGAGGAUGAAGGCGUGGCAGGUUGAGUGGGAGAAGUUCUGUCUCUGGAUCGUCGAGGAGUAUGGAGACGAGUUUGGAGACGAGGAAAAGGAAACCAAGAUGGAUGCUUAG
Messenger RNA from Fusarium sp. VM40, 1734 nucleotides. The record is from the annotation of a GenBank genome assembly. NCBI's taxonomy places the organism in Eukaryota, Fungi, Ascomycota, Sordariomycetes, Hypocreales, Nectriaceae.